AUGCUCAUAGGGAAAGGUGGAAAUCUCGGAGCCUUUACAUUGCUGGGAUGGUUGCAGAUCCAGAGCCUGAAUGCUGUCCAGGUUCCCUCAGAACACUUUCACACAGUUCUUCAUGAAUUAUUCUGCACACCUCAACACCAGUUUUCUGUGGCAAGCAGCCAAGACAGUAUACUCGACUUCUGGAACUAUCUUACCAACAAGUUGGAAUCACCGACUCGAUCUUUGAGCAUGGAUGCACCACGAGGAAUUAAUAUCAAAGCACAAGCUGGGAAUAUUGAAGCUCUUUCCCAGAUGGAUAUCAAACUACACAGCAGUGAUGGUGUGCUUUUGCUUGAUGCUGAAACUGUGAGACUGCCCAAAUUACCUGAGGGUACAAGGGGUGGAUCCCAUAUUUCUCACGGGCUCUACGAGAUCUGCGUGUGUCCGGAUGGAAAGCUCUACUUGUCCGUGGCCGGUGUGGGCUCCACUUGCCAAGAGUACAGCCGGGUCUGCCAGUGA
Molecule: messenger RNA, 498 nt
Organism: Merops nubicus (carmine bee-eater)
Lineage: Eukaryota; Metazoa; Chordata; Aves; Coraciiformes; Meropidae
Product: gamma-sarcoglycan-like
Exons: 3
Coding region: 1-498 (165 amino acids)
Biological process (GO): cardiac muscle tissue development; heart contraction
Cellular component (GO): sarcolemma; sarcoglycan complex
Source: RefSeq, a predicted model, not a curated record